AUGUUCCUCAAAAGCUUCAAAUAUGCUGCCAUCUGGGCACUUCAAGCCCUAUUUUUCCUUGUACCUAGCAUCAAAUGUGAUACUGGUGACCUGACACGAUAUGUCGAUUUAUUCAUUGGAACCGAAGGAAGCGUUGCUGGUACUUCCUACAAUGGCGGAAAUGUUUUCCCCGGAGCAGCUCAUGACGUGGAUGUGAAGAGAAAAGUCGACGUCAAUGCAGGAUACUCACCCGAUGGCAACAUUUCCGCUAUAUCCUUCUUACAUGAAAGUGGUACAGGAGGCGCACCCAAAUACGGAGUUAUUUCUCAGAUGCCUCUCUCAACACUUGAGGGGGUUAAUGUAGCUGACAACAAGACAUAUUCGCAGCCUAGAGUUGGCAAAGACUUCGCAUCUGUGGGGUAUUAUAAAACUAAGCUCCAAAAUGGGAUCACGGCAGAGAUGUCUGCUACAGACCAUGCUGGGAUUCUACAAUAUAAUUAUCCUCCAUCUGCAGGCAAAUUCGUCUUGGUUGAUCUAAGCCACUAUCUACCCACACAUGGUGAGCCAAAUGCAAACCAAAUGACGGCGGGCAGAGAUAUACCGGCUACGGGAUUUAUCGAGGAGGAUGGAACGAAGGUAUUUGUAUUACUCCGGCUAUCCUCUAACUCGGCAGCUAAUCAAGAACCAGGUCCAAAUUUCCAAGUAUUUAUGUGUGCGGAGUUUAGUAUUGCUCCAUCUUCUACUAAAACAUGGCGUGCCCCAUAUUCUGACCCAUAUGAUGUGGUCAGGGGAGAAGCUAGGUUAUCUAGCCAGCAAACAAUUAUUGGCGGAAGGGAAGGGUACCAGUACGCAGAUAGGGUGGGAGCUGUCUUCGAAUUUCCAUCAAACACGACAACCGUAAAAUCAAAGGUUGGCAUGUCUUUCAUUUCAACAGAGAAAGCUUGCCAGUUCAUGGAUGAGAUUCGAUCUUGGGAUCUAAACGAUACCGUAAAUGAUGCAAAGAACCGAUGGAACACUGAAGUCUUGAGCAAAGUGACGACAUCAGAUACCAAUACAACAAGACUGACGAUGUUAUAUUCCGCUCUAUACCGUUCUCAUCUACUUCCCAGCAACAGGACAGGCGAAAACCCGCACUGGGAGUCAACAGAGCCGUAUUAUGACGACUAUUAUGCGAUAUGGGACACGUUCAGAUGUCUAAACAGCUUUUAUUUAUUAACAGAGCCCCAACGCGUGGCAGAAACUAUCCGUUCUUUAAUAGAUAUAUGGAGAUAUGAGCGAUUCAUGCCUGAUGGUAGAUGUGGUAAUGCAAACGGAAGGGUUCAAGGAGGAAGCAAUGCAGACAACAUCCUCUCAGAUGCGUACGUUAAAGGUUUGCAAAAGGGUAUCAACUGGACGGACGGUUAUUUGGCAAUGAAGACUGAUGCUGAGGUGGUUCCGUACAACAAUUUUGACACUGCCGACCCCACCGGUUCGACCAAGGAAGGACGAGGUGCCCUUCCAGAUUGGCUUGAGUACGGAUAUGUGACCCCCAACUUUGGCCGAUCUAUCAGCCGGACAGUCGAAUACUCCUUGAAUGAUUUCGCCUUGAGCCAGGUUGCAAAGGAUCUCGCACCGGAAGACUACGAUAAAUACCUAAAUAGGAGUGCCGGAUGGCAACGCAUCUGGCACAAGGAUAUUAACAGUCUUAAUUUCACAGGGUUUCUAGCACCGACUUGGCCAAAUGGGUCUGUGACGCCGGGCUAUGACCCUCUCGACUGCGGAGAGUGUGAAUGGAGCUCUCACAGCUACGAGGCAUUACCGAUAGAGUAUGGGUGGACAGUUCCGUUCGAUAUGGAGACCCUGAUUGAACUGAUGGGAGGCACCACGUUAUUCAACCCGGGGAACGAACCGAGCUUCUUCACCCCAUUCCUGUACAAUUAUCUUCCAAGACGGCAGUGGAAAUCUGUACUUCGCCUCCGAGACACGGUCAAUUCGUAUUAUAGUACUCUACCGUCUGGACUUCCAGGGAAUAGCGAUGCGGGUGCAAUCGACAGCUGGCUGAUAUGGAACUUCUUGGGCCUGUACCCAGUAGUAACACAACCAGUCUACCUGCUCUCAAGCCCAUGGUUCAGCAAUGUUUCCGUAUCCGUAGGCGACAAUUCAAGGCUCAUAAUCACAGCAGAAAACCUCAGCGAGAAGAGCUACUUUGUCCAGAGCGUCAGGGUCAACGGAAAGGCAUGGACGAAGAGCUGGAUUGGUCAUGACGAUAUCAAGGACGGCGGGACCAUUGAGUUUGUAUUAGGCUCUGAUAUGACGAGCUGGGACACAGGAGAGCUUCCGCCCAGCCCUGGCCAUGUAGACUUGGAUUUCCAGAGACAAUGA
Microsporum canis CBS 113480 is the source of this 2340-nucleotide messenger RNA. Its product is annotated as glycosyl hydrolase. Lineage: Eukaryota; Fungi; Ascomycota; Eurotiomycetes; Onygenales; Arthrodermataceae. Gene Ontology annotation, biological process: carbohydrate metabolic process; protein quality control for misfolded or incompletely synthesized proteins; glycoprotein catabolic process. Gene Ontology annotation, cellular component: cytosol; nucleus. The transcript has 6 exons. The coding region runs from base 1 to 2340 and encodes 779 amino acids. Gene Ontology annotation, molecular function: peptide-N4-(N-acetyl-beta-glucosaminyl)asparagine amidase activity; carbohydrate binding. The record is from RefSeq and is a predicted model, not a curated record.